GGUGCGAUGUGUUUGCUCCUGGCCCCUGCUUGGUGGUACACUGUCUACGACGCCCCUGAUAGCCAUCCACGCAUUACUAAGCACGAGCUGGCCAUAAUCACAUUCAACAAAAGACUGGAAGCGUUUGAUGACAACCAGGUAUUUGGUCGUAAAAUAAGUUAAGGGUGAAAUAGAUUUGGGUGUAUUAAAGUUUUUUUUUUGGGUAAAAAUGUAUGGAUAUUAAAUAGAUUUGUGAUAUUUCAUUGACUUGGGAAUGACAUGUAGUUGAGAGUGGCAUGACAUGUAGUUGAGAGUGGCAUGACAUGUAGUUGAGAGUGGCAUGUAGUUGAGAGUGGCAUGUAGUUGAGAGUGGCAUGACAUGUAGUUGAGAGUGGCAUGACAUGUAGUUGAGAGUGGCACGACAUGUAGUUGAGAGUGGCAUGACAUGUAGUUGAGAGUGGCAUGACAUGUAGUUGAGAGUGGCAUGACAUGUAGUUGAGAGUGGCAUGACAUGUAGUUGAGAGUGGCAUGACAUGUAGUUGAGAGUGGCAUGUAGUUGAGAGUGGCAUGUAGUUGAGAGUGGCAUGUAGUUGAGAGUGGCAUGGCAUGUAGUUGAGAGUGGCAUGUCAUGUAGUUGAGAGUGACAUGUAGUUGAGAGUGGCAUGGAGUUGAGUGUAGCAUGGCAUGUAGUUGAGAGUGGCAUGACAUGUAGUUGAGAGUGGCAUGUAGUUGAGAGUGGCAUGGCAUGUAGUUGAGAGUGGCAUGACAUGUAGUUGAGAGUGGCAUGUAGUUGAGAGUGGCAUGAAAUGUAGUUGAGAGUGGCAUGUAGUUGAGAGUGGCAUGUAGUUGAGAGUGGCAUGUAGUUGAGAGUGGCAUGUAGUUGAGAGUGGCAUGUAGUUGAGAGUGGCAUGACAUGUAGUUGAGAGUGGCAUGUAGUUGAGAGUGGCAUGACAUGUAGGUGAGAGUGGCAUGUAGUUGAGAGUGGCAUGUAGUUGAGAGUGGCAUGUAGUUGAGAGUGGCAUGGCAUGUAGUUGAGAGUAGCAUGUAGUUGAGAGUGGCAUGUAGUUGAGAGUGGCAUGUAGUUGAGAGUGGCAUGACAUGUAGUUGAGAGUGGCAUGUAGUUGAGAGUGGCAUGACAUGUAGUUGAGAGUGGCAUGUAGUUGAGAGUGGCAUGUAGUUGAGAGUGGCAUGACAUGUAGUUGAGAGUGGCAUGUAGUUGGCAGUGAGUUUUAUUUGGUAGAGGCAUAUAACUGGUAGUGACGUGUUUUCUGGAGUACCCUAACUAUUUUCCAGCCACUGAACACGCCUUGGCGAAGGAUCCUCAAAUCACCAGCCGUGUGGGUCAUCCUAAUGGGCCACAUCUCCAACAAGUGGAUCUUGUCCUUUAUGUUGUCCUAUCUACCCAGAUACUUCAAUG
Molecule: messenger RNA, 1396 nt
Organism: Lymnaea stagnalis (great pond snail)
Lineage: Eukaryota; Metazoa; Mollusca; Gastropoda; Lymnaeidae
Source: the annotation of a GenBank genome assembly